UUCACAACUUUGGCUGAUAAGAGAAUUGCAGAGAAGCAAAAGAAGAAGAUGAUAAACCCAAUUGACAAUAUACCAAAAUUCAAAACGCGGCGUAGAAGUCCUGUCACUAGACGCCGCUCUGACUUCUCUUCUUUCUUUACUUGUUCCUCCUCCUCUGCUUCUGGCUCCAAUUUAGGUUCCUUUAGACAUGGCUUGUUUAGUAUAACUAUGACUGGUUUGGAUGACACAGAGGAUGAGGAAAAAACACUGCCUGAGCUCCCUCAACUGAGCUGCAGAAUGUUUGCAGAUAAAAAGUCAAAACCAUUAGCUGAUUUUUAUGAAACUCCAGUUAUAGGAGUUGAAUCAGUUGCCCAAAAUACAAUUGUUGAUCACAGUGGAGACAGUAAUCAGAGAAGAACUGCGGCAAUGGAACCUACACCCGAAAUAUCACGAAUUACAGAAAGCAAUGGUAUUUGUGCAACUCCGGGAAAUGUUGUAUGGGCUAAAACGGAUCAGCAAAUGUGGUGGCCUGCUGAAGUAAUUGGAGAAACAUCCUCUAUAUCUGAUUCAAGAAGUCAAGGCAUUGAUGGCCAUGUUCUAGUACAGUUCUAUGGGGAUCAUGGAACGGCUUGGGUUGAUCCAGCCAGAGAUAUUUCACAGCUUGAGUAUUGCUUUGAAGAAAGAAGCUGCAACACUACGGACAAAUUUCAAGAUGCUUUGAAAAAAGCGUUAGAAAGGAAGGAAGAUAUAAGUUCGCAUGGACAAUUACUCGGAUGCUCUGAUGGAUCUAAGCAAACUUGUCAGCAAAAUCAGUCAUCUGGUAAACGGACAUCAUCAAUUUCAAGUAGAACAGAAAGUGAUUACAUUGGAAGAAGAAAGAGCAAGAGGAAAGAGAAGUUUAAAAUUUGUUAUGAUGAAGUUGCAUUUCCUCCAACAGCUGCCAGGAAGGUGCGGAGGUUCAGGAUUAUGCGAUACCUUGGCCUUAUAGCUCCUACUGGUUCUCCUUUUUGACACCUCCAAGAAUUGCAUCCUUGAAGCACCCUAGACAUCAGAUUUUAAUUUUUGUACUAUUUUUGCACCUUCUUAAAAAUAUCACUAUAUAAGCCUUUUAUUUCUGUUUUGUAAAUGUGAGCAGACUGUUAGGUCAGUCAUUUGGCUAUUAGGAAUGUAACACUCAACUCAGCGUACUAGAAAUGUAAAUAUGCAUAGCAUGGCACAAUUGCAAAAAGGGCAAAUAGAAAAGUGGUCUAAUGUUAACCAGAA
This is a messenger RNA of Ricinus communis (castor bean), 1242 nucleotides long. RefSeq lists its product as uncharacterized. The transcript has 9 exons. NCBI's taxonomy places the organism in Eukaryota, Viridiplantae, Streptophyta, Magnoliopsida, Malpighiales, Euphorbiaceae. The annotation marks the transcript as partial. The record is from RefSeq and is a predicted model, not a curated record.